AUGCAGUCCACGCAGGCGUUUGAUACCAUGCAGCUUCUUAUGGAGCCGCUCAAUCAGAAAGUCACAGCAAAGAUCAGGAGCCUAUAUGACUGCCAACUGCGUCUGAUGCACAACAUCCAGCCCUUGCCGUCGGGCUUGGACAUUGCCAAUACUGUCAAAUACUUCUCACAGACUUUACUUAGUGUUCUCAAAGAUGUUCCAAGAUCACCUCUGGAGAUGAUGCGUGAUGCUGACAAUGACUCGGAAAGAAUGAGUCUGUAUCCAAACCUUGACUACAAGGGCCUGUUCAACGCCAUCUCACAACUUGUCGAUUCAGCACCACAUUUACAGUAUGGUAUUCAAGCAUUUGGUGAAGCAGUGCUGCAAUGUCUGGGUUGUCUGUUGCCGUUCUUGGAAUAUGAUAUGAUAGACAACCUGCCCUACUUAGUAGCAUACUGUGUAGCUGUGUUCCCGCCCGACCUGCAUCAAGAAAUACUUAACCUACUGUGUUACUACAUACUACCUUUCACUAUCACUCGUCGGUACUCCGGCUUGGAGGAGGAGAGUGAAGCUUCUCAGUCUGUAGGUGCUAUUAUCAUGAUGGUGUUUCAACAUUCUAAUAAUCCAGCUCAUCACUGCCAACUCCUGGAAUGCCUAAUGUCUAUGAAGCAGCUGGUUGUUAAAGACCUGUUGUGUGUGAUCGCCUACGGAACCUUCGGAGCGAGGGUCUCCGCCGCUAAACUACUUUUCUACUAUUGGCCACCCUUCGACGCACAGCUCUUUGACAGAAAAGGAUUACUGUGUAAAUUCUCCAACGAUCUGGUUCCGUUUCUGUGUCAGCGUGACAUGUGCCCCAACGCGGGCUGCGCGGAGGCCGCUAAGGUGUGUUACGAUCACUGCAUCAGCGUGACAUUCGCCUCCGACACGCCGCCGCCGCUCUACCUCUGCAUAGAAUGUGCAAACGAAAUACACAGGGAACAUCCGAAUCAACGCUUCUUCGACAUUUUACAUCCACAGCAGCAAGUGUCGAUGGUUUGUGAAAAUAAGAACUGCCGGUCGUCGGACAAGGCGGCCUACUCCAUCUGUUUUUCCAACGAGUGCGCCAGUUACAACGGGAAUCAUCCCAUCCGGUACUGUCAGCAGUGUCACGGUAAUCGUCACAACAGUCGUCGCGGAGGGGACCACGUGGUGCACACCAGACUGCCUCCCGCCUGGCAGAUGGAGAGCGACAUGCAGACCAACCUUGUGGAGGCUAUCAUAAGCCUGUUGAAAGAAGCCAAGCCCACGAACAUGGAGGAUCCGGACAGCUCCUCGGAAGAACAACACUCGCCCAUCACCGUCACACUACACGACCCUAUAUGUUUAGAGGACAGACAACUACUAGGGCGGUAUGGAGUAUGGCUGCUGGUCGGUCUCUGUACACCAAACGCGGACACUCCUGACGAGGUUUUAGGAAGACUGCUAUCAGUUUUAUUCCAUUGGUUUCAUGUCACCUCGUACGCCUAUACAGGUGAAUUAGCCAAUACCAUCGAGAAGCUGAAAUUGGAGCACGUCUGUCCGUGGCUGCGUGAGUUGGCGGGGUCUCAUGAGAAGGUGGUGAUGUCCUGCCUUCUGCCUCACCCGCCCAGCCAGAUGAGGCAGGCGGGACACUGGGACAACCUGGCUACUACCACACACCAUCUGAAGGACGGACUUAAUAGAUUAUACUGCCUAAUACCCUACGGUAUCAUAACUCAGUCGAUGUGGGACCAGAUCAUGCCCAAGUGGAUGAAGAAUAUCGUUAACAAAGUCCCGGAGAAGGAACUAUGGGAGUUGAAGCAAUCACUGGGUAAAGUCUUGGAGCCCGAAGGGACUAUGCUAGGUGUGGAUGAACGGCGCCUGUAUGACUUUGUACGGCAGAGGCUCGAGCCGCGAGUGAGACCUGGACAACUGCAGAACGUGUUAGGAUGGCUGCAGAUGAUAUCCCUGUUGGAGAUCAAGAUCCCGCUGGGGACUCUGUUCGAUCUGUUCAGUCACUGUGUACUCAACAUGCCUGAGAAGAUAUGCAAACCUCCACCCGAUAAAAACAAAGAGAGGGAGUUCAUAUUCAACGAGUCUCCGCCGACUCGCAAGAGGGACAAGGACAGGGAGAGGGAGCGUCGCGACGCUGAUGAUUCUUGUUCUUCUGACUCGGAGUCAGAAGCAGACGAUAGGAAGCCCGGUAGCCUCACCUGCUGCAUCCUCAUGAUAGACAUCCUACUCAAACAGCUGGAGCUGCAGUCUGCAAGAAGCAGCGCGGUGUCCGUCAGCAGCGAGGCAACUAGGCUGCUGCGACUCAUGCUAAAGACUAAUAGCGUUAACAGCGCCGAACACGCGGAGUGUAUGUCGGGCGGCGCGUGUGCGUAUUGUUCAGCGGCGGCUCUGUGUCACCAACUGGCUGUGCGCCUGGUGCGGGCGCUGCACAGACCCAGGAGACCUCAGCCAGCCCUGGAGGAGUCGUGGCCGGAGCUGAAGAAGAGUCAGUCGGAGGACGAGCGGUCGAGGUCCGGUGACGUCACCAGCCACGGACACGACGCCGCGCCCGGCGACCGCGCUUCGGUGGGCGGGGUGCUGGUGCACAUGCCGCAUUUUGUUCAUUUCAUGCAACUGUCUCUAAUAAGCGACAUCGGUUCGGACGCCACUCUGACCAAGUCGUCAGACACGCAAAUCAUGACGGCCACGGUGGAGACCAUCACCGAGCAGCUGGACAUGGCCGGCGUGCUGCCGCCGCAGGAGCCGCCGCCCGCCGCCACCGCGCUGGCCGUCACGCUCACCGACACCGACGUGGCCACCGCCACGGCCAACAUCUCGACUCCCAACCUCUUGGGUGAAAAUGAAGGCGAAUCUGUUGAGGAUGACAUGGCCAACUUCUGGCCAACGUCGGCUGGCAAAUUCCACUUUUGCAUCGAAGAACUGCCCCAGGAACUGCAGUACAUACAUCAAUUACUACAGGAACUAAAGAACACCAAACGGCCGGAUGUAUUGUAUCACCUCCUGCAGUGUCUUCAAGUGUUGGUUCUCAACACAGAUGCUCUAGCAGAACACAAGGGUUUCCUCAUAUGGUGCCAAGAAAACCUUCUCAUUGAAAAUCUAUGGAACGUGUGCGAGGCGGCCCAGUCUCACAUCAGCGCGGUGGCUGCCCGCGUGCUGCUGCACUGCGUCACGCUGUCCGGGGGCGCGGACGUGCUGUGCGGCCUGGUGCGAGACGCCUUCCAUCACCACGACCCUCACGUGAGGUUCACGGCUGUUGAUAGAGUCACUGUACUUAUACGUUUCAUCGACGGGUCGCCGGUGAAGGCCAGCCUGCCGCUCCAGACGGCGCUGGCCACAGCCUUCUGUUACCUCAUCUCCAGUAUGGACGACAUCAACGUGUACGUCGCGCAGAGGGCCACGCUGUUCAUCGGCACCAUACACGACACUGCCAUCGAGUUGCUCCUAUAUUGCUUGGAGAGCCAGUUCGACCUGGUAGCUGUAGACCGGCCGAUGGUGCUACAGUCCGUGUAUCAGCUACACAACACGCUCAGCGACAGGAAGAUCCUCACGUGGGAGUUCUUCCUCAACAGGUUCGAGGCCUUGUACUUGGACGCACAGUGCGCUAAAAGCGGUGACUACUCCACACUCAGAGGCGACUCUUCCCGCUCCCCGCGUCAUGAGCCGUGCGCCGCCCGCUCGUUGGCCGCGUCCUUCGGAGCCAAGUGGCCCUACAAGAGGACAGUAUCCGCGCCCGCUGCUGUGUCCACCAACGUCGCUCCACCCACACAUCACCACGCACCAGCCAUUGAUCGUGAGAAGGUAUAUUCCCGUCAGUACUCGGCGCCUCUCCUCAAACGCAAGACUUCUCGUUUCGGUCUGGGGCUCGGUCAACUCUUGACACAGCCGCCGGCUAGAGGAAACAACGAGUCAUCUAGCGGCGUGUGUGGUCGUUCGGAGUCAGUUCCUCGCGCCGAGCUGGAGGACGCGGACAGAGAGACCACCAACCUGUUAGUGUUCCUACUCAUGCAGUUCCUCUCAAGAUCCGACCAAGCUCACCCCACCGAGGACAAAUCCUGUCUUAAGACCCAGGAGCUAGUACUCAAGCACCUGUUCCUGUUGAUGGGUUACAACCCCGCUGAGAAGUUCUUUAAUAUAUCGCCGCAUACGUUGAGGAUGUCUUCAAUCUUCAACGCGUUCAUGUCCAACCUGCCGCAAGUGUUGGAUCAGAACCACGUGAUGGGAGCCAGCAUCGCCGAGCCCACGCUCAUGUUGUUACAGCACUGUAGUCGCCCCGCUGCGAAUUGGUCCGGAGCGCCUCACUCGCUGGCUUCCCUCACUCCUCACGUGCGCAGACACUGGCUGAUGGCGCUACUGGUCGUACUAUAUAAGUACCACUACAGCAGCGGUCCUCUGUGUUCGUUGUGCGGCUCGCUAGUCAGAUGUGUGCUGCACUCGCUACAGGCGCAGCAUCACCAGUGCCGCCGGAUACCGCCCGUGCUGCUAUUACCGAACGCUCAGAGAGAGGCGGGAGGCACUUCAUCAUCAGGCGGAGUCAGCGUCCCUCUCACAGAAGACACGCCUCACAAGUCACCGGGACACUGGACAGAGAACAAUGAACCGCCCAAAUACCAGCAGCAGUGGAGCGUGGAGCAGGAGUCUUCGGAGAGUGAACUCAUCGCCAUACCAGAGACAAGUGACAAGUCCGACACCACGCUACAUGGCAGCACCGCGCCUGGUUCGUUCGACGAGCCUUCCCACUACGAGGAGGCGCCGCACGUGCUCAGCGGACCGACGCACUCCAAACUUCCUCCCGUCGGGUGUCGUUCCGGUCAGCAGUUAUCGACCAGCUCGUCCGUCUCCAUAGGCAGUGAUUCAUCAAAUAUGAAGUCAACUCCAAUGAGCGGUCAAUCAGUGGAGCUGUGGCCGGAGCGCGCACUCUCACCCAGGAAUAAACUAGCCGGCUGUCAGAAACGAGUCGUUGCUGGUAGUAGUACAUCUCCAGAGACAGCGGCCUCGUCCAAUGGAGACGCUCUAACGUCUGGACCCCCUGCGGGUCUAAUCGGUCCCCCACCACAUGUACAUGCACAUCUACGUAGCCCCGGUGUCGCAUACGCGUCCCCCGAGUCUCCCUUGUCCAAGAUGGAGCUAGCGUGGGGUGCCCCGCCCCACUCUCCGCUGGCGCCCCUCCCCUCGCAGCCGCCGACCUUCCACAUCCCCCCUCCGGCGCCUGAACGUCUGCUGCCCAUCGGACCUAAACCCAACAAGGAACAGUAUCCAGUGUUCAACGCGCUGGUCGACAGGGUGCGGGAAGCUCUGAAUAUACCUGACGUUUUUUCAGACGAUUCUACGGAGCGGACGGACUCGAGCGACCCCGAGCCGCCUCGCCCGCGGACCAGACCACAUCACCUCACACACACAACCUCCGCGGACAACGCCAGGUCUCCCCGUCGUUUGGCCCGCCAAGUGGCCCAGCUCGGCUCUCCGCCGCAGACCGAGCCGCCGCAGUCCCCGCACGCUCACGCGCACUCACAGUCGUCACAACACAGUCGACAACAACACGAAUGGGGCCAGGGCUGGUGGGGUGGCGGGCGGCGGGCUGCACGGCGAGCUGCGCACGCGCACGCUCACGCCGCCCACCCGCCGCGACCGGACCACACGCUGCGGUACCGCUGCGGCGAGUGUGGCGGCGCGGUUGAGCAGUACAGCGACGAGGAGCUCGGGCUGUGCGUGAUCGUGCUGGCCACGUAUGUGCGCCGCUCGCCGGGCGCCGCGGCCGCCAUGCUGCCCGCGCUGCUGCAGGCCGUAGCGCGCGUGGUGCAGCUGGCCGGCUACUCGUGGCAGGCGGAGGGAGGUGCUCGGUUACCAGGCGGCGCGGUGCUGGUGGCGCACCAGUUCCUGCGCACCGUGCUGCAUCAGCUCGCGCCUCACAACGUGUUCGUGCAGCUGUUCCUGCAGCGCACCCCGGAGAAGCAGCGGCUGAUGUUCUUCAAGAGCGUGGCGCAGGCGUUCGUGGACUUCAACGAGCUGUAUCCGUGCGGCCCGCUGCAGCUGUUGGUCGAGCAUCUCAACUCUAAGAAGACGCUGCCGAUGGAUCAAAUGGGUGUGAUCGCGGGCAACAUGGCCACGUACCUAGAAUGCCUGGCGCCCGAGGCCCUAGGGCCGCUGGCUGCGUGCGGCGCGCUGCUGACCGGCCUCGACACGCUGCUACGGGCCGUGGCGCUGCGCCUGCAUCAACUAGACGACGCUGCGCCGCUCUUACGACUGUGUGCCGCCGCGCUUAAGAUACCCGCCGCGGCACAUCACAAGAGUCUCCUAGAGCCGAUGUCCAAGCUGUUAAGCUACGCGGUGCAGAACUUCACGGUACGUCUGUCGGUGCUGGGCGAGGUGUGUGCUGGUUGUAUCCGCGCCUUCAGCCGCGACCGGGACAAGCUGCUGCUGUGCCGCGUGCUGGUGUACGAGCUGCUGCACGCGCUACGGACCAAGACCACCGUGCCCGACGACAACCUGUUCGUGUUGCUGCAGUUCGUGCUGCAGAGUCACGGCUGUACGCUAUUGCUACCAGCGCCUCUAGCGGGCGCUCUAGUAGGUGACGCCCGUGAGGUGGGGGGCGCGCCCGCUGACUGUAUGCGACCUCAUCUACAGGACAUGCUGGACCUACUACAUGACCCGCACCUCAUUAACAAGAUUAAGGGUUCCGUGUCCAAGUCGUUGGUUAACCGCAACCUGAUAUGUCUGAACGAGGACACGCUGGGAGCGUUGGUGAAGGGAGGAGUAGCACAACACGUGGCCGCGGAACUGGCGCUGGAGCAGGCCAGGAGGGCGGACCGCGCGCCCAGACACGCCCUGCCCUGGCUGGCUGCUCUUCCUGGGAGUUCCCGCGACCUGUCAGAGUGCGUGGGCCGAGUGCGCGUUGUUUCAUGGGUGGUGCUGGGCGCGUUAUGUAACGCUCGCCACGGUCCGCUGCAGCUGUCCGUGCCGUUAGACGCCACGUGCCCGCUCACGGAUCACGUACACUCGAUCCUGGCCGCUCACCUGGACUCGCCCACGACCGGAGACGCGCCCAUGAGCUCGCUGUGGACCGCCUUCCUCGCCUGCCAGCUGUGGACGCUGUACGCGCAGCGAGCGAACGCUCAGCCCGAGCUGCUGCACUUCUGGUGCAAGCUGGUGCCCACGCUGCUGCAGCUCACACACGCCUCCAAACUGUUAGCGGAGACGGUGAACCUCCACUUCAUAAGCCUGCUGGAGUGUCUCCUGGAGUGUAACUCGACCGUCCUCAACAAGCUGCUGCCUCUCUGGUCGCCGAUACUACACUCGCCGCUUUUUAACAUGCCUCGCCACGUGUCUCACCGGCUGGAGGCGUGUCGGGAGCUGAAGCCGGACGUGGUGUCAGUGACCCCGCCCCCUCCCCCCGCGACCGGCGCGCCCCCUCCCCCCGGUCCCCCGCCCGGUGUCAGCUGCCUGGCCGCAGCCAGGGAACACCGGCGACUAUACAGACUACUCACUAAAAUGGCUCAGUUAGAACUACAACCACAGUCAUUUUACUUCAUAUAG
This is a messenger RNA of Danaus chrysippus (African queen), 7521 nucleotides long. The record is from the annotation of a GenBank genome assembly. Lineage: Eukaryota; Metazoa; Arthropoda; Insecta; Lepidoptera; Nymphalidae.